CGUGCGUAAAAGCGGUGGCACCAUUCACAGCUUGACGCACAACACGCCGGAUGACUUGUGAGUGGUUCCAAAGUCAGAUCAAAAGAGACGUAAACAGUCAGAUCUAUUUAAAAAAAAGAAAGAAGAAGAAGCAAAGAUAGAGCUGACAAAUACAGCACAUCAUCAUCUGUGACUCAACUGCUUACAGUCUAAUUCCUCAUACGACUACACUACUGUGAAGCUACGUGUAUGAUACGCUAGGAUGUGGAACACCUGCCUCACUGGAGUUCGCUCAGGGCGCACGGGGCGCACACAAACCUUUAGAAUUAUCGGAGGAGUUUAAUGUAGUGAUUAUUGGUCUUUCUUGUGCACGGACUGUUGAUUGAGACAAACUGGAUUGUUCCUUUUUUAUAGUUCAAAAUCACCUUUUCAUCGCUUUACUUCACAUUUUAAAGCGUGGGGGCUGCUCCGGCUUCUGUCUCGAAAGCAUGGGAAAAGAAGAAGGAGGAAAGAGUUUCUUCUAAAUCACUGGAAUCAAGCCACCACAUGGACUGUGAACAAUGGAGCAACAAGACCAAAACCUCUGGCAUCCCUUUUCAUCCGAGCUCAACUCCUCUACAUCCUCACCUAUCCUCUUCUCUUAUCCUCGCCUUUUCAACAUCUCCUCCAACAUUUCCACUCAGAGUGUCCCCUUUCAGGGUAGCAGCACUCUGAUGACCGCAGUCAUAUCCCUCACAGUCUUCGUGGUGGGUCUGACCGGCAACACUUUGGCGAUCUAUGUGGUGCUGCGCUAUGCCAAAAUGAAAACAGUCACCAAUAUCUACAUCCUGAACCUGGCUGUGGCUGAUGAGAUGUACAUCGUCGGGCUCCCCUUUCUUACCACACAGAAUGUACUCUCCUAUUGGCCCUUUGGCUCUUUCCUGUGCCGCGUGGUCAUGACUGCAGACUCCAUGAACCAGUUUACGUCUAUCUUCUGUCUCACAGUAAUGUCGAUUGACCGUUACCUGGCUGUGGUUCAUCCGAUACAUUUAACUCCUGCAACAUGAUCUGGCCAGAGCCGAAGGAUGUGUGGUCAACAGCCUUCAUUCUCUACACUGCCACAGUGGGUUUCUUUGGACCACUGCUCAUCAUUUGCCUCUGUUACCUUCUUAUUGUCAUCAAGGUGAAGUCCUCUGGGGCACGGGUUGGUUUCUCUAAACGCCGACGCUCAGAGCGCAAAGUGACCCGAAUGGUGGUGGUGAUUGUGGUGGUGUUUGUGCUCUGCUGGCUGCCGUUCUUCAUCAUCAAUAUGGUCAAUCUGGUGGUCAUCAUCCCGGAGUCCAGUGCCACUGCUGGCAUCUACUUCUUUGCUGUCAUCUUGUCUUAUGCCAACUCAUGUGCCAAUCCGUUUCUCUAUGGUUUCCUAUCAGACAACUUUAAACAGAGCUUCAGAAAAGUGCUGUGUGUGAGGACCAUGAGGUGCGUUGCCAAUGAUGUAGAUGAUGGUGACCCCAGUGUCCCGCGCACUGAGAAAACCACAGCACAAGACUGCAUCCUGCUGUCCCCGCGUAACCAGGUCUAUCACGAUCCCCAGAGCAGCCAGAUCUCACCUCACCCGCCGGGCUCACCAACGACUCACACUGCAGCAGACCUGCACCGCUCCACCCCUGCAUGUAAGUUUCAGUCCACUUACCCAGGAACCGGACCGGCCACUACCACAGCAGCCUCGAUGCUAAACUCUGUUGUAACUGCAGCUGAACCUCCCACAGUCACUGCCCUGACCACUAGCUCCUCCUCUGGUUAAUUAGGGCCACAUGAACAGUAGCAGAGAAACUCACAGAUGAACUGAGAAAGAAAAACAUAUUUUAAGGAUUAAGUGAUCGAAGUGGCAAAAUCGAUGCUUUUCUGCCUUUUUGUCAACUAUUUUAUUACUACCACACACACUCAUUCUACAUCCAUUAUAGCACAUUGGUGGAAAAAAAAAAUCACAACAUUUUUGUUUAUCAAGACCAAUUUUGUUCCUUUCAGCAGCCUGACAUAAGUGCCUUUCCAGCUAUAAUCAACACAGCUCCUAAAAUAAACAUUUACACCUUACUCCUUUCAUUUUAUGUUGGUCAUGUAACACUGAAGAAUGUAUUUACCUAUCAGAACCAAAAAGCCUCUUAGGACUUAUUUCAUUUGGUGGAUGUAAUUUCCUGCAGGUAGCAAAUAUGAGGGGUUUAUUUGAGCAUUAUAGGGUCCUCUCUACAACAGCUUUAAUCAAACAGCGCAGUAAUUCAUCAUAUUUUCUCGUUUCCAACUGCUGCUUAUUUCUGCUUUCUUACUUAAGUGGAUAAAUUGUGAUGAUUGAAUCCAACGUCUGUAUUUGCUUUGCUUAAAAGUCUUUUGUGAUCUCAUUUGCGUACCGUUGAGAAGUUUAAAAGAAAAAGGAAACAAAAUGAAAAACGGCUUGCUUGUCUUUUCUCAAAGUAAAUGUGAUGCUUUGGCAGCUCUAUGCUUCUCUGUAAAUAUGCAGCCCCCCUUAAAGCUAAAACGCCUGACCUUUUUGGAUAUAUGCUUCUUGCAUUUUGUUUUUGUGUUCAUGUGAUGUGUGUGCACAGUAAAGAUAAACUUUAUUUGAUGAACUGGCGAUACAAGGUGUUUUGCAAAAAUUACCAAAAAGAAAAAUAGAAAAUACACAAGAGAAAAAGAGAACAAUAGCAAUAUUAUUCACAAGAAAGGGACACAUUUAAACAUUAAAAAAGACCUUUCAACACAUUAUGCAAAUAUGAGUCUGUACAAGUGGGUUUUUAAAAGCUUCUGGAUUUGACACAGCUGAUCUGAAGGAGAAGGUAUAAAAGUCUGUUCCACAUUUGUUUUAAGCCCUUUUAAUAGGAACUGAUUCUCUGAUGUCAGGAAUCUGGGCACAGAAUAAUAGGCUAGCAUGUAAACAGAGCCAUUCCAGGUAACAGUCUGGUUAUUUGUGCCUGUUUUACUUUGCUCUACCCAGUGUAUGUAUUUAUUUUUUGUCUUUGCAAGAGUUGCGAUGUAGCAGCAUAUGUUGUUAUCAGCGCUGUUGGGUGUAAAAUAAAUGCUAGAGUAAAUCAGAUGAGACAGGAGACACUGUGUCUUUGGCCUUUGCAAUUGCAUCUAGAUCAUCUUAGGCAAGGCAAGGCAAGGCAAGUUUAUUUGUAUAGCACAAUUCAACAACAAGGUGAUUCAAAGUGCUUUACAGAGA
Molecule: messenger RNA, 3175 nt
Organism: Haplochromis burtoni (Burton's mouthbrooder)
Lineage: Eukaryota; Metazoa; Chordata; Actinopteri; Cichliformes; Cichlidae
Gene: sstr5
Product: somatostatin-like receptor F_48D10.1
Biological process (GO): cellular response to glucocorticoid stimulus; neuropeptide signaling pathway; regulation of insulin secretion
Cellular component (GO): neuron projection; membrane
Molecular function (GO): neuropeptide binding; somatostatin receptor activity
Source: RefSeq, a predicted model, not a curated record